Messenger RNA from Sorex fumeus (smoky shrew), 3660 nucleotides. It is a transcript of the gene CDC40, whose product is annotated as cell division cycle 40. The transcript is spliced from 15 exons. Bases 91 to 1830 code for a protein of 579 amino acids. NCBI's taxonomy places the organism in Eukaryota, Metazoa, Chordata, Mammalia, Eulipotyphla, Soricidae. Gene Ontology annotation, cellular component: catalytic step 2 spliceosome. Gene Ontology annotation, biological process: mRNA splicing, via spliceosome. Gene Ontology annotation, molecular function: mRNA binding; protein binding. The record is from RefSeq and is a predicted model, not a curated record.
UAAUGUCUAUUUUUUUUGGCAAUCUGUCAGGACCUGAAAGCCACUUCUUCCGCCCGGGCCUGGUCUCUCCUCCUAGGAUCUGUUGCCAUCAUGUCGGCUGCGAUUGCAGCUCUGGCUGCUUCCUAUGGUUCGGGUUCAGGGUCCGAAUCGGGCUCGGACAGUGAGGGCGAGCGAUGUCCGCUGCCAGCCGCCGACUCCCUCAUGCACUUGACCAAAUCACCCUCGGCCAAGUCUUCCCUGGCGGUGGCGGUGGACUCGGCUCCCGAGGUGGCAGUUAAGGAGGAUUUGGAGACUGGAGUUCACCUUGACCCUGCUGUCAAAGAAGUUCAGUAUAACCCGACCUAUGAGACCAUGUUUGCUCCUGAGUUUGGACCAGAAAAUCCCUUUAGAACCCAGCAAAUGGCUGCCCCUAGGAAUAUGCUCUCUGGAUAUGCUGAACCAGCUCAUAUCAAUGAUUUUAUGUUUGAACAGCAAAGAAGAACUUUCGCCACAUACGGUUAUGCAUUAGACCCAUCAUUAGAUAAUCAUCAAGUAACUACUAAAUAUAUUGGCUCUGUAGAAGAAGCUGAAAAAAAUCAAGGUUUAACUGUUUUUGAAACUGGUCAGAAGAAAAUAGAGAAGAGAAAAAAGUUCAAAGAAAAUGAUGCGUCUAAUAUUGAUGGUUUCUUGGGACCUUGGGCAAAAUAUGUAGAUGAAAAAGAUGUUGCCAAACCUUCAGAAGAAGAACAAAAAGAAUUGGAUGAAAUCACAGCAAAGAGGCAGAAAAAAGGCAAACAAGAGGAUGAGAAACCUGGAGAGGAAAAGACAAUCUUGCAUGUUAAAGAAAUGUAUGACUAUCAGGGGAGGUCCUAUCUUCACAUACCUCAGGAUGUUGGUGUCAAUCUACGAUCAACUAUCCCACCUGAGAAGUGUUAUCUUCCAAAAAAACAAAUUCAUGUGUGGUCUGGACACACAAAGGGUGUCAGUGCAGUCAGAUUAUUUCCUCUGUCUGGCCACUUACUGCUGUCCUGUUCCAUGGACUGUAAAAUCAAGUUGUGGGAGGUUUAUGGAGACAGACGGUGUCUGCGAACAUUUAUUGGUCACAGUAAAGCUGUCAGAGACAUUUGCUUUAAUACUGCAGGGACUCAGUUCCUCAGUGCAGCUUAUGACAGAUACCUUAAACUCUGGGACACCGAGACAGGACAAUGUAUAUCAAGAUUUACAAACCGAAAAGUACCAUACUGUGUCAAAUUUAAUCCUGAUGAAGAUAAGCAAAAUCUCUUUGUGGCUGGAAUGUCUGAUAAAAAGAUUGUGCAAUGGGACAUUCGAAGUGGAGAAAUUGUACAGGAAUAUGAUCGGCAUUUGGGAGCUGUCAACACCAUUGUUUUUGUUGAUGAGAAUAGGAGAUUCGUGAGCACAUCUGAUGAUAAGAGCUUAAGAGUUUGGGAAUGGGACAUCCCUGUGGAUUUUAAGUAUAUAGCAGAACCCAGUAUGCACUCUAUGCCUGCAGUGACUUUAUCUCCAAACGGGAAAUGGCUAGCAUGCCAAUCAAUGGAUAACCAAAUCUUAAUAUUUGGAGCACAGAACAGAUUUAGAUUAAAUAAGAAAAAAAUAUUUAAAGGCCACAUGGUUGCAGGUUAUGCCUGUCAAGUGGACUUUUCCCCAGACAUGAGCUAUGUAAUUUCAGGAGAUGGGAAUGGAAAAUUAAACAUCUGGGACUGGAAGACCACAAAACUCUACAGUCGGUUUAAAGCUCAUGAUAAAGUGUGUAUAGGUGCUGUGUGGCACCCUCAUGAAACAUCUAAAGUCAUAACAUGUGGCUGGGAUGGUCUUAUUAAAUUGUGGGAUUAACAGGAUUAAUCCUCACUAUCUAGGAUCAUUUUUGAUCCAACAAAAUAUUUAUAUUUAAUUUGUAUAUGUGUUGGACAACAACUUGAUUUACAGAUUAUGAUUUCCUUACAUGGCCAUAUGAAGUUGAACUGUUGUUUUAAGAAACAGAAAAACUUUGUAAAUUUGGUUCAUUUUUUCAUUGUUCACUUCAUUUUGUUCUUUGUAAUGUUAUUUAUACCAAGGAUAACCUGGGAUAACCUUAACUUUGUAUUUGAGAAGUAGUUUUGGUUUGGCAUUUUGGAUUUAUCCCUCCAGUGGACUAUAAGGAUCUUUUUGGAGUCAAAAAAAGAAUGCUUGAUGGAUAUGGCAUUGCAAAGGAGGUGACAGAUCAGAAAGUUACCAUGUUCCUGCCUUUUUAGCAGUAAGAGCAUUAAGGAACAAGAGUGUUCUAAUUUCGUCUUAGUCUGAAAGGAGUAAACCACCCCCAAUCACUCUCAAGUGGAUCAAGUUCUAACUUGGAUUCAACUGUUUCUAACGACCUGUUGUAUAUUUUCAAUUGUGAGACAGGAAUCUUCCUCACAGUUUUGAUUUUUGAUUGCAGCAUUCCUCUAGUUAUUAAACAGUGUAAAAUAAAAAUCAGAGUUCUUUCCUUGAUUCUUUUUCUUGAUCAGUGUAGACAAUUUAUGUAUAUGUAUAUAUGUUGAAGCAGAGAUUUACAGUAUUUUUGAAGCUGGAACUCAAGAUUGAGCCAAGAGUUUUGAAUAUACUUGUAUUUACUGUCAGUAAGGACCUGGCUACACGUUAAGAUAUUAACUCCUCCUAGGUCAUUGCUUUGCAGAUACUACUACUGAAAUACUCCUCAUAGGAGAUAGAGUAUGAGGGCAGAGUCCAAAACAUCAUCUUGUCAUUUCUUUUAAGUUGUCUAUUUUAUUAGAGAAUUAUUUUAUUUGGCUUGUAAAUAUAGUCCACAGAUUUUUUUUUAAUUUUUUUUUUUAAUUAGAAAAAUACUCAGCUUCUUUUCAAAUCUUGAGUAAAAUGACAGUCCAGUAAAUGAGAGGCAAGGGUUUCCCCCGUUAAGCAGUUUGGAAAGAAAAAAGAAGUUUUCAAAUGUCUGAUUGUGAAAUCCAACUAAGUGUCUUGAACAGGUAGACAAGAAACCGGAGUUUGACAAGCCAUAUCUCGUUUUUUAUUACCAAUCUCUAUCUGAUAUUUGGGUGUGGGUUAACAUAUUUUGGUACUACACUGAAAAAAGAUAGUUGCAUAGUUACUCAGAGCACUUCUGACUUGGGGGCCAAGAUCAUGGUGAGUGUUAAUACCCUGAGGGCAUUAGCUCUGAAGCCUGUACUAGUUUUAGCAGUUCAGGAGAACUUCCCUUUGGGGAAAAAAUUUUUAUUAUCUUCAAAAAGGCCUUUUCUAGAAGAGCAGGCUCUAUAGCCCCUCUCCCUCCACCCCCAAAAAAAUUUUUUUAAAUGUGGUAGAAAUGGAUCAUCGGACACAAAGGUUUUCAUCAAACUAGGAGUACAUUGCUAGCUGCUGUUAUUUCUGUCUGCUGCAAAAGUGUGACUGCCAUUCCCAGAGAAGGAAAUAAUUCCAGUAAAACUGUUCUUUCAUCCCAAGUACUGGUCAUAAAUGUGAAUUACCGAAAUGUGAUUGGACAAGAAGAAUUAAUCAUCUAUUGGAAUGAUCUUAUUCACCGUCAGUAUUGUGUAUCUUACAAAUCAUAGUUCCUUAAGUUGGGUUUAUUUUAUCAUGUCUUGAAUGUUUCUAAACUAAGUCACUGUAUAUAAGUCAUCUUUUUUUUAAAGAUCAUAUUUUUAAAUAAAGCGUUUUUUGUAGAAAGUGUUACCAGAA